Messenger RNA from Betta splendens (Siamese fighting fish), 4500 nucleotides. RefSeq names its product adenine phosphoribosyltransferase (gene aprt). Gene Ontology annotation, cellular component: cytoplasm. Gene Ontology annotation, molecular function: adenine binding; AMP binding; adenine phosphoribosyltransferase activity. The record is from RefSeq and is a predicted model, not a curated record. The coding region runs from base 459 to 1004 and encodes 181 amino acids. Gene Ontology annotation, biological process: adenine salvage; AMP salvage. NCBI's taxonomy places the organism in Eukaryota, Metazoa, Chordata, Actinopteri, Anabantiformes, Osphronemidae. The transcript has 5 exons.
UGAUGGGGAAACAUGAGACAGGGCGGUGAGUGUGGUGAGGGUGAGACAUUGGAGCAUGUAGCGUUAUAUUGUACUUUAUGUAGUAGAGAAAGGAAGAAAAUUAUUCGGUUUUCUGAACUCACAGAAGGUUAAGAUAGAGCCACAAGUGUUAUUGAGGCUAGAGCUGGGGGAUGUCAGGAGUAGAGCAAUUUUUGUUUUUGUGAGGAGACAGGAUUAAAGUGGGGAUAUAGUUUUUUUUUGUUUCUUUGUUUGUUUUUGUUACCCCAAAAAAUAGACAAUAUGUAGUAACGCCAUAGAAAAGCCUAGUUGGUGGCGGUAUUGCGCAACUUACACACCGCAAGCUGCCAUUAAACAAGAAGAAGAGGAAGAGGAAGAAAAAGAAGCAGCAGCAGCAGCAGCAGAAGAAGAAGAAGAAGAAGAAGCAGAAGCAGAAGCAGAAGCAGCCGCACGUCGUCAGAAUGGCGACAGAAUCUCAGUCCAAAUUACUCCGAAUUCAGAGCUGCAUUCGAGCUUUUACGGACUUUCCGACGAAAGGAAUCAUGUUCAGAGACAUCUGUCCUCUCCUGAAGGAUCCUGCUGCUCUGACAGCAGCGAUCGACCUGUUAGAGGAUUAUGUGAAGAAGAAUCACGAAGAGGUUGAUUUGCUUAUAGGCUUAGACGCCCGUGGCUUCCUGUUCGGGCCCCUCCUUGCACAGCGGCUCGGUGUUGGCUUCGUCCUGGUGAGAAAGAAGGGCAAACUGCCUGGACCCACAGUGUCUGUGGAGUAUGAACUGGAGUAUGGUAAGGCGGAGGCAGAGAUGCAGGAGGACGCAGUGGAAGCAGGACAAAAGGUUCUGCUUAUUGAUGAUCUUCUGGCUACUGGAGGAACCCUGUACGCGGCCUGUGAACUGAUGAAGAGGCAGCAGGCCCAGGUUUUAGCCUGCUUGGUUGUCAUUGAGCUUAAAGAGCUGAACGGUAAAGACAAGCUGAAGCCAUACCCUGUGUUCUCCUUGGUUAAGUACUGAGGACUGUCCAUGUCCGUCAGAACCAGAAGCAAUUGUAAAAGUGUGUAUGUGUGUGCGCGCGCAUCAAAAAUAAACUAGAGAGAUGCACAUGUAGCAUCCACACUCUACAUACAGUAUUGGACAGGAGGGGAUGUUAACUCUUUUGUUGAGUUUUGUUUGAUGUUAACCAACAACACACACAUGGUUCCUCAACUCUAGGCUUGACAUCAAGGACUAUAGAAAUGCUCUUAGUUUGACACUCAUUUAAAUCUUAACUGAAAUCCCCUGUUUUUAUCAGUAACCAGACUCCUAGACUGUUCCAUAACUCCUCUGCUCCCCUACCAAACCCCCUCCACCAACAACCAAAGGUAACAGUUGUAAAACUUAAAAUGCAGACUCAAUGAAGAGAGAGGAAAAACUUUCAUUUAGCCCCAAAGUUCUGAAUUGGACACACCAGAAUCUUCAGGUGUUGUGAAACUGAGACUAUUGUAUUCAGUGAACAAUAUGCUUCAAUAUAAUGUGGCUUUGAAUUAUGUAUGAAAAGUUUUCACAAAGUUACCAGUUUCCAAAUUCACCACAUUCCUUAUUGUCUUUCUUAUAAAGUUAAAAUAAAGUUGUGGUUUCUGUCUGUUAAUUCUGUAUGCCAUGCAUAUAUACUUACAGUGGUGUGAAAAAGUCUUUGCCCCCUUUCUGAUUUCUUAAUUUGUGUUUUAAUAUGUUUUUCACACUUUACAGUGUCCAAUAAUCAGGCAAAUUUAAUUAUUAGUCAAAGAUAACACUAGUAAAGACAACAUGCAGUUUUAAAUGAAAGGUUUCUUAUUAAGGGUAAAAAUAAAUCCUAAAUUACAUUGCCUCGUGUGAAAAAGUGUUUGCCCCCUAAACCUAAAAUGUAAUUGGGCCACCCUUAGCAGCAACAACUGCAAUCAAGCGUUCUAGAUAACUUACAAGGAGUCUGUUACAACACUGUGGGGGAAUUUUGGCCCACUCAUCUUUGCACAAUUUAUGUAAUUCAGCCACAUUGGAGGGUUUUGGAGCAUGAACCAACUUUUUAAGGUCAUGCCACAGCAUCUCAAUUGGAUUCAGGUCAGGACUUUGACUAGCCCACUCCAAGUUCAGCCAUUCAGAAGUGAACUUGCUGGUGUGCUUUGGAUCAUUGUCUUGCUGCAGAAUCCAAGUUUACUUCAGCUUGAGGUCAUAAACAGAUUCUCCUUCAGCACAUUUUGGUACACAGUAGAAUUCAUGGUUCCUUUUAUUACAGCAAGUCUUCCAGCAGCAAAACAGCCCCAGACCAUCGCACUACCACCGCCAUAUUUUACUGUUGGUAUUAUGUUCUUUUUCUGAAAUGCGAUGUUACUUUUAGGCCACACAUAAUAGGACACACACACCUUCAAAAAGUUCAAUUUUGUCUCGUCAGUCCAGAGAGUAUUUUCCCAAAAGUAUUGAGGAUCAUCAGAAAUUCUCUGACAAAACUGAGACAAUCCUUUAUGUUCUUUUUACUCAGCAGUGUUUUUUGUCUUGGAACUCUGCCAUGCAAAUUAUUUUCUCUUUCUUAUGGUGAAGUCAUGGCCUGCAGUUCUUUGGAUGUUGUAAAGGGGUCUUUUGUGACCUCCUUGAUGAGUUGUCGCUGUUCUCUUGGGGUAAUUUUGGUUGGCCCACCACUCCUGGGAAGGUUAUCCACUGUUCCAUGUUUUAGCCAUUUGUUGAUGGAGGCUCUCACUGUGGUUCGUUGCAGUCCCAAAGCUUUAGAAAUGGCUUUAUGACCUUUUUCAGACUGAUAAAUUUCAAUUAUUCAGCGUUCUUGUGUUUAUAGUGUUAUAAUUAAAGUUGGGAUUUAAGUAAUGUUAUAACUUUAGUGAAAUUAGUUUAGCCUUUUGUUCAUGUGUGUUUGUAAUGUGUUCUUGUUCUCUUUUGUGCUGCACCCUGAGGGAAGAGGCCACAGUGACACAUUGGAUGUGUGAAAAAUAAAUCGAGUUUGCACUCUACUAAGGGAGCACCCAAAAAAUACAAUCUCCUCUUGUUUCUCCACAUACACAGAGCUGUCUGGGGUUUUGCAGUGCAUCAGACAUAGAUAUUUACACUUAUAGAUAACAUAGCAAUUAGCUGCACUGUUACUCAAUUGGCAUAACUUGUCCUUAAAUAUUUCUUUUAUUUAGUGAAGACUUGAAUGUUGCAACAGUUCCAACCUAACCUAAGUUAGGGAAAUGUUAAUGUUUUAUUACAAAAUCUUGUGUCAAUCAUUGCAAGGGUAUCUCCUAUUUACACCAGUUUCUGUCAUGGUGCAUUACCCACAAGGCAUUGUGCUGUAAAUUUGCAUAUAUAUAUAUAUAUAUAUAUAUAUAUAUAUAUAAUUUGCUCAUUAGUAAUAUGAGCAUUAGGAGUUUGACUUCUUAGUCAAUCUGUUACUGAGCUCAAUUACUUAGCUAGGCAGGAAACUCCACAUUUCACCUCAAUGAGCUGUAGUGAAGCUACACACACUCUAGCUCACGCAAUACACACCAAUGGAAAGGCUGAGAAUUCAGCAAAAACCACCUUGUAUUUAAACUGCUGUAACUCAAAGUGUUAAAGAUAUUAAAAAGUGGAACAAUAGAUUAGUAGUUGAAUAGUUGAAGAUUGUUUGGAAGUUUAAAUAGUAUGUAGUAUAGUUGUCUGUAGCUUAAAGUAUGUUAAAGCUGAAAGUAGACAAAGCUGAAGAGGAUUUCAAAAUGGUUUUCCAUUCAUUUCAAUGGGAAGUUGAUAUUUUGAUUUGAUAUAAGUAUGAAAGAUAUGAAUGUGAAAAGUAAUAGCACCCCUCUCCUUAAAAAGCUGAACAUUUGGAUAGUUGAAUGGUCUCUGUAGCUGAAAUUAUGUGGGACUAGUUAGAUGCCGAAAAAUGUACGGAAUAAUAAACUAUAAAGACUAGAAAAGGCAUUUCCAUAGUAAUUUGCACAAUGAAUGCUUCCAUGUUGAAUGUUUUGCUGAAGAAUUGCUGAAAGUUGCUGAAACAUGUAAUGGAAAAAUUUUACUUUUAUGCUUCUUGUGUUCAUUUCUGACUGUAUAGCAACCAUGCAUUCUGUACUUGUAGAUUAGACUUAGAACUGAACAUUCUUAGACAAAAAAUCUAUCUCCCUCUCAAGGUUCUGUCACACAUUAACUGCUGAAAUCUAUUGUUGUGUUUGACUGACCGAUUGUUUAUGGUCUGUGUCUGCCUUUUACCCCUGGUCUCUGGCUCCUUUCUAUCCGAUCCCUCACCAGACCCAAGGCCGUAAACCUUGUGCAUUCUCUGUGUCCCUUCCCUUCUGAUAGCAUGGCACCCAGGAUGCAGGAGUGAAAAUGUAAACAUCUUCACCCACAGUGUGAUAAGGAGAUUUCACCAGGUCCCGGGAGAAGGGUUAAAAGGUAGAGACAACCUCAGAACGGGGUGAUCUCAGCAUUAUACCUUCGUGGUGUAUGUUCUGAUCUCCCCAGCUGGCUUUUUGAUUUGCUUUUCUCAUUAUUUUUUAUUUUCUUCAUUAUUUCAAUAAAUCACACAAAAUGACAA